This is a messenger RNA of Zootermopsis nevadensis, 1974 nucleotides long. Its product is annotated as mitochondrial enolase superfamily member 1. Lineage: Eukaryota; Metazoa; Arthropoda; Insecta; Blattodea; Termopsidae. Gene Ontology annotation, biological process: amino acid catabolic process; carbohydrate catabolic process. Gene Ontology annotation, molecular function: magnesium ion binding; L-fuconate dehydratase activity. The record is from RefSeq and is a predicted model, not a curated record.
AAAUAUCUAAUAUCCUACAUGACAAAAUACAUUAAAAAUACACAUGUCCAUGGAAUUAGCAUUCCAUAUGUUAAGUGUUCAUUAGUGUAGAUUAUUAUUAUGCCAAGGCUGCUUAAGAACAUUAACAGCCAUAUGUUUAUAAGACUGAAGGUCUAUUAGCCUGCACCUGCUUUAAUACUGCAGCAAGAACACAAAUAAGAGAAGUCAAUCUUCUGACCAGAACAUAUAGCUUCACUAAAGUAUGGGAGAAUAUUGUGUAAUGUGACUUGAGUAAAUUUAUCUGAGCUCACAGUACAGAUAUCUUACUUUAUCACAAACACAUCACGUUUUAUCAAGAUGUAACCACAUAAAAUCUAUUUUAUCAAGAGAACAGACAAGAUAAUCUUUUGCAGGCCUUUUUGUGUGGGAAUACUAUGUAUCGAGAUACAGGACUCAAAAUCAGAACACUCCAUGUACGGGACAUCCGCUUUCCCACAUCACUAGGGUCACAUGGAUCAGAUGCAAUGCAUGUGGACUGCAACUAUUCCUGCACAUAUGUCAUUAUCUAUACAGAAGGAGAUGUGGAGGGCCAUGGCUUGACUUUCACCAUUGGUCAUGGGAAUGAAAUAGUUGUUGCUGCUGUUAAAUCACUGUCACCACUUGUAGUUGGUCAAGAUGCAGACCAAAUUUUCAAUGACUUCGCUUGCUUCUGGAGGAAACUUACCAGUGAUUCACAGUUGCGAUGGAUAGGUCCUGAGAAAGGGGUCAUUCAUUUGGCCACAGCAGCUAUUAUAAAUGCCCUGUGGGAUCUGUGGGCCAAUUUGCAACAAAAACCUUUAUGGAAGCUCUUGGUGGACAUGGAACCUGAGAAAUUAGUUUCCACAAUUGACUUCAGAUAUAUUUCAGAUGUGGUAACAAAAGAGGAAGCUGUUGCAAUGUUAAAGGCAAUGGAGACUGGCAAAGAAGAACGGGAGGAACAGAUGAAAAGAGUUGGAUAUCCAGCCUAUACAACACAAGCUGGAUGGCUGGGUUACUCAAAUGAGCAUGUGAAAACUUUGUGUUCUCAAUAUCUUGCCAAUGGCUUUACAGCCUUUAAAGUGAAGGUAGGUCAAAAUCUGGAAGAUGAUCGUCGUCGAUGUACAAUGGUGCGAAAAAUCAUUGGCUGGGACAAUAAACUGAUGGUAGAUGCAAACCAGGUGUGGGACAUCGAACAAGCCAUUGAAUGGAUGAAGCAGUUGGCAGAAUUUAAGCCAUUAUGGAUAGAAGAGCCAACCUCUCCUGAUGAUAUUUUGGGACAUGCUACUAUCUCUAAGGCAUUGAAGCCACUAGGAAUUGGAGUGGCCACAGGAGAGAUGUGCUGCAAUCGUGUCAUGUUUAAGCAGUUCCUUCAAGCAAGAGCAAUGCAGUAUUGCCAAAUUGACUCAUGUCGUAUAGGCGGGGUCAAUGAGGUUCUCUCAGUUUACUUCAUGGCCAAAAAACUUGGAGUGCCCGUGUGUCCCCAUGCAGGUGGUGUGGGUCUAUGUGAAAUGGUACAACACCUCCAAAUAUUUGACUACAUUUGCCUGACUGGCACAACAGAGGGCCGAAUGAUUGAGUACACAAACCAGCAACAUGAACAUUUUGAGAACCCAAUAAAGGUCAUACAUGCUCACUACAUUGCACCUAAGAUGCCUGGUUACAGCACAGUGAUGAAACCUGACUCUGUUGAGGCUUAUGAAUAUCCACAUGGAAGUAAAUGGCAAGAAAUGUUUGCCAAAGGAUUAUUUCCUGAUCCAACUAAGCAAAAUGUAUUUGUAUGCCCAGCCAAAUAAAUAAUUUGUAUCAAAAAAGAAGUGUCUGUAUAUUACCUCCCUACAAUAAGUGUAAGUCUUUACUGUAUAGGAAUGUAGAAAUGUUAUAUUCAUGCAUGAAACAGCUUUCAAUCCAUUAAAACUAUAACCAUGCCAAUAGGAUAUAUUUUAUGAUUUUAAAAUACAAAAUUUCAUAACAACAAAA